AUCACAAUAGAACAAUGUUUUCAGAGAGCCAUGAAAAGACUCCUCGACUUCAUAACACCUCUUGCUUUGCUUAACGUUGACAUUAAAUGACUUCAAAUACUUUUAAUCAAUCAAAAUUCAUUCCGACUCCUCCCGAAAAAGGCAGUUUUCCGUUGGAUCACGAAAGCCUGUGCAAGAAGUAUUAUUUAUUGUACAUGCGAUGCCUACGGCGUAGUGACGAUCAAAGUUCAGAGUGCCGCAAAGAAGCUCAAGAUUAUCUUGGAUGCCGCAUGAAAAAUCAGCUUAUGGAAGAGGUUGAAUGGUCAAAACUUGGAUUUGAAGAUACAACAAAACAGAAGCAAAAUGAAUCGCCAGGAAAAUAACGACAUUAAGAAGGACAAAAAUCUGAUUCUGGCUUGCACUGGAAGUGUAGCCACAAUAAAAUUACCUGUACUAAUUGAAAAACUGCAAACACUUGAUUCGGAAUUUAAUUUUAAUGUCAGUUGUAGUGCAAAUAUAAUGACAAUAAAUUA
Stomoxys calcitrans (stable fly) is the source of this 512-nucleotide messenger RNA. Its product is annotated as cytochrome c oxidase assembly protein COX19. Gene Ontology annotation, biological process: mitochondrial respiratory chain complex IV assembly. Lineage: Eukaryota; Metazoa; Arthropoda; Insecta; Diptera; Muscidae. Bases 87 to 362 code for a protein of 91 amino acids. Gene Ontology annotation, cellular component: mitochondrial intermembrane space. The record is from RefSeq and is a predicted model, not a curated record. The transcript has a single exon.